Perkinsus marinus ATCC 50983 is the source of this 429-nucleotide messenger RNA. Its product is annotated as branched-chain amino acid aminotransferase, putative. Bases 1 to 429 code for a protein of 142 amino acids. The transcript is spliced from 5 exons. Gene Ontology annotation, cellular component: mitochondrion. Gene Ontology annotation, molecular function: branched-chain-amino-acid:2-oxoglutarate transaminase activity. Lineage: Eukaryota; Perkinsozoa; Perkinsida; Perkinsidae. The record is from RefSeq and is a predicted model, not a curated record. Gene Ontology annotation, biological process: L-valine biosynthetic process; L-leucine biosynthetic process.
AUGAGGUUGUCUCCCCCCAAUUGUAAUUCUGUUGGUUUAUUUUCAGGAUCUGGGGGUUUCAAAUUGGGGAGUAAUUAUGCUCCGACUCUGAUGCCCGCUAAAACGGCGAGCAAAGAAGGAUAUACACAAAUAUUAUGGCUCCUGCCGUUGCGGGAUGGGGAGGGUCAGUUGAAGCACCACAUCACAGAAGUUGGUUCUAUGAAUGUAUUCUUUGUGUUUGAAGAUGAUAGAGGUGUUGAGAUCGCUACUCCGCCGACUAAGGAUAUAGUCCUACCGGGUAUCACUCGAGAUUCGGUUUUGAAGAUUCUGGGGGCCGAUGGAAAGGUGCGAGUUUCGGAGAGAGAUGUUACUAUGGAGGAGCUUCUCGAGCGAUAUCGCCGUCGGGAGGUACCGGCACUGGUGCGAUUGUAUGCCCUGUUAAAAGUGUAA